Salvelinus namaycush (lake trout) is the source of this 3951-nucleotide messenger RNA. RefSeq names its product NPHS1 adhesion molecule, nephrin (gene nphs1). Gene Ontology annotation, cellular component: cell-cell junction. Gene Ontology annotation, biological process: cell-cell adhesion. Bases 1 to 3951 code for a protein of 1316 amino acids. Gene Ontology annotation, molecular function: cell adhesion molecule binding. NCBI's taxonomy places the organism in Eukaryota, Metazoa, Chordata, Actinopteri, Salmoniformes, Salmonidae. The record is from RefSeq and is a predicted model, not a curated record. The transcript has 29 exons.
AUGAUGAUGCAGGGUGCAGGUUGUGACGAAUGCAGAGAUGUCAGGAACCAAGGUGGGCCACCAAAAACGUCAUCCUACAAAGGCCACGGUCUGACGGGAGCCAGGGUGGCAGGCCAGUCGAGAGGAAUAAGCCCAUUCCAGAACCGGGAACGGGCAGAGUCCGGGGCAAACAUCCGGUUAGUCGGCCCCCAACCCAGGGUCCGGCAAGGAAUACUGCGCCUCACGAACAUGGUUCUCUAUACCUCAGAUGAGUGCAGCCACGAGACAAGAGGUGUGGUGGAGGUGGGGGCCCAGCAGGCGUUCAGGACCCAGCCCAAGAACAUGACGGUGCGUGCGGGGACUACGCUGAUGCUGAAGUGUGAGGUGCUGAGGCCCUCAGGGGUUGUCCAGUGGGUGAAGGAUGGCCUGCUUCUGGGUCCACAACAGAGACUGCCGGGGUUCCCUCGCUACAGCCUGUUGGGGGACCCUAAGAGAGGACAGUACUAUCUCCAAAUCGAGAAAACCGAAUUGGAGGACGAUGCCCCCUACGAAUGCCAAGUGGGCCAGUCCGAGAGCAGCCGGGCAAUCAUCUCCCAUACAGCGUGGAUCAAUGUGCAGAUUCCUCCCUCUAAACCUUACUUUGAGCUGGAGACCACAGACCCAUGGGUAGCAGGGAAAAGCUACACUGUCACAUGCAUCGCUCCAGACGCCAAACCAGAGGCAGUGAUCACUCUGUUUAAAGAUGGAGUUGAGCUGACAGGUGUAGAGUCUUUCCCUAUGCCUGGCUCUGAGGACAAGCUCCAGAACACACACGCUACAAAAGAGUAUGUGUUCCUCAGUUCGGACAACGGGAGGGAGCUGGUGUGUCGUGCGAAGAACCCGGCUCUCCCUAGGGCCCUGGAAACCAGCCUGGUGAUGAAUGUAUACUUCCCACCCCAGCAUCCAGUAAUCCAGGGCCUGGACAGAGAAGGCCUGGUGAAGAGGGGGACCAUGUUGAAGCUGGUUUGUGUGUCCCAGGGAGGGAACCCAUUGGCCACCCUACACUGGACCAAGAAUGGGGAGGUGAUUUCCACCAGCUGGGAGGUGGACACAGAGUCGCGACGGGCCAUCAGCCACCUGACCCUGCAGGUUAAACCACAGGACAACCAGGCCGAGCUGCGCUGUGAGAGCGUGAACCAGGUGACCCCUGUCCCUCUGUCCAGCAGCCGCAAGAUCACUGUCCUCUUUGAGCCAGAGAAGGUGAUGGUGCUGGGGUUGUUCGAGGCGAGAGAGGGAGAGGAGGUGACCCUGUGCUGUUACACCUCCUCCAGUAACCCGCCUGUACACAUACGCUGGUGGCUGGGCUUCAGGGAACUCAACACCACCGUGGUCAAUGUGGAAGAGGGAGACCACGGGGGGAAGAAAACCAUGUCUAACCUGACCCAUAUUGUCUCUCGGGAGGAGAACGGGCUGCCCCUCACCUGUGAGACCUUCAACAAGGGCACACGCUUCUCCAAGAGCCAGUCCAACAACCUCAUUGUUUUCUACCCUCCUCAGAAGGUGUGGAUAGAAGCCCCUCCCCCAGGGCUUCCUCUGAGAUCAGGAACCAUCAUACGCCUCAUCUGCUUCUCUAUUGGGGGAAGUCCCAAAGGAACCCUCAACUGGUACAAGGAUGGUAAGGCGUUAUCAGACUACCCCAAACAAGUGCCCUCUGAUAAAGGCGUGUCCAAAGAACUGGCCGUGCGCCUCCAGCCCAGUGACAACAUGGCUACCUACCGCUGUAAUGCCACCAAUAAGGCCAAGAUGGUCCUCAACGCCUCCGUCAAACUCAUGGUCCAGUUCCCUGCAGUGAGUGUGACAAUCAUAGCCAAGCAGAAGGAGCUGCGUCGGGGCCAAAACCUCAGUCUGGACUGUCUGUCUGGGAGCAGCAACCCCCAGGCCAACAUCUCCUGGAGCCUGGGCCCAACCAGGCUGAAAGGGGUGGAUCUGUCUCCUAAGAACACAACGUUUGGGGGUGUAUCAGUAUGCAGUACUCUGUCCCUCCCCCUGUCCUCCCAGCACCAUGGCCAGAGGAUCACCUGUCAGGCCUACAGCUCUCUGCUGUCUGAGGGAGUCAACACCUUCUACAAGCUCAACGUCCUCUAUCCCCCAGAGUUCAGCCCUGACCAUCCCCAGAAGAUACAGGUAGUGGAGGAUGAGACAGCCAUCCUUCCCUUGCUUGUCUCGGCUAAUCCAGAUGACGUCUCCUGCAGUUGGCUCUACCGCAAGGAGGAGCUGCACAAAGAAAUGGAUCCUCGGUACCACUUUACUGAGAGCACAGCAUUUGAGAUCUGGAAUGUGACAAGGAGAGACACCGGGGUCUACACCGUGAACUGUACCAACGAGGUGGGGUCUGACAAUACCACCAUCACUCUGGACGUACAGUAUGCCCCUAGUGUGAAGAUGGAGAAGGACCCAGUGUAUGUGGACGUGGGGGAGACAGCAGACCUGUUUUGUGUAGCAGAUGCCAACCCCAUCAUCAACACUGACAUGUUCUCCUGGAAAUGGCUGGGCGAGGGGGAGAUGGAGGAGAUGGGGGAGCAGAGCCAGGAUGAGGCCACUGGGCAGCUGACCAUCCAAGGGGCGACUCGGGCCCACGCCGGACGCUACCAGUGCACUGCCGACAACAACAUAGAGCCCCCUGCCAGCGUGGCAGUCCAGCUGGUGGUGCGCUUUAAGCCAGAGCUCCAGAAGGGGGCUCAGUGGAAUAAGGUGGCAAGCAGAGGGGAUGGCACCAGAACAGCUGAGGUGGUGUGCCAGGGAGAGGGCAUCCCACGGCUCCACUUCUCCUGGGCUAAAAAUGGCGUGCCCAUAGACUUCAUACACCCCAGGUACCAGGAGAAGACAGUUAGGGAGGGCUCAUUACACACCAGCACGGUAACCGUGGUGAACGUGAGUGCAGCGCUGGACUACGCAGUAUUCACCUGCACUGCUCGCAACACUCUGGGAGAAGACACACUCAACAUCCAACUGCUCAGCACCAAUCAACCAGAUCCUCCCUCAGAGUUCCGCCUGGUCAGCUUCACCCAUGCCUCUGCAACUCUAGAAUGGAUCCCAGGCUUCGAUGGGGGUUUGGAGCAGAGAUUCCGUGUCAGGUACCGUUGGGCUGACUCUGUGAGUUUCCUCUACGUGGAUGUGUUCCCUCCGAGAGCAAACAUCUUCAUUGUGACAGGCCUGUCCCCCGCCACUACAUACAACUUUUCUGUCAACGCACUCAACUCCAUGGGAGAGAGCGGCUACGCAGACAACAACUCAGUACUCACCAUCACCACCGAGGAGUGGGAAGGAGCAGUCCAGGAAGAGGAUCCCUCAGGGGAGGAGACGACAGGGUUGUCGCUGUAUCAGACUGUGAUCAUGGCGGUGGUUGGUGGGGCUCCACUGCUGGCUCUCAACUGGCUGGGCUGCUUUCUGUGUCUGAGGUGGAAGAAGAGGCGGGGCCAGACAGAGAGUAAAGGCAGUGUUUCAGAUGGGAAGAAGAGUGAAGGAGAUGGGUCCACUGUGUCCACUGCCAGCGGCUCCACCAGGUACGAGGUCAGAGAGCUGGUGAAUCCUGCGGCCCAGUGCACCCUCCUCAUCGACAGCGGAUCAGAACCAGACAGCAGCGUCUACGAGAGCUACGCUGGGGAGAGCUCCCACUACUACUACCCCACCAGUGACUACCACCCCUCUCUCUACCCCCACCCCGAGGGAGCACAAGGGCAAGAUGGCCGCCGCUACCCACUAGAGCCCAUAGGCCAUGAGUAUGAGGAGGUGGGAGACUGGGGCAUGUAUCAGGACGUGCUGGGGUUGUCUCUCCCCCUGCCUCCUUCCCAGUUUGACCCCAGGUUACCAGAGCAGAGGCGAGAGUGGAGACCACCAUCACCCAGUUACCCUCAGCUUUCUUCUCCAACAGGGAAGUGGGAGGGGCAUGACUGCCCGGCAGCAGCCAAUCAGAAGGAAGGAUCCGGUGGUUGA